AAGUAACAGCUAGCAGUCGCCACUAUGUUGACAGGCUAUUUGACCCUGAUCCCCAGAAAGUUCUACAAGGUGUCAUAGACAUGAAAAAUGCUGUCAUUGGAAACAACAAGCAGAAAGCCAACCUCAUCGUUUUAGGAGCUGUCCCAAGAUUGUUGUAUUUGCUUCAGCAAGAAGCUUCAAGCACAGAGCUGAAGGCAGAAUGCGCGGUGGUGUUAGGAAGUCUCGCGAUGGGCACUGAGAACAACGUCAAGUCUCUCCUGGACUGCCAUAUCAUCCCUGCCUUACUGCAAGGACUGUUGUCUCCAGACCUGAAGUUCAUCGAAGCGUGCCUCCGAUGCCUCCGCACCAUCUUCACCAGCCCCGUCACGCCCGAGGAGCUGCUCUAUGCGGAUGCCACAGUAAUACCACACCUCAUGGCGCUGCUGAGCAGGUCCCGCUACACCCAGGAGUAUAUCUGUCAGAUCUUCUCACACUGCUGCAAAGGGCCAGAUCAUCAAACAAUUUUAUUUAACCACGGCGCAGUUCAGAACAUUGCUCACCUACUCACCUCACUCUCCUACAAAGUUCGAAUGCAAGCACUGAAAUGCUUCUCCGUGUUAGCUUUUGAAAACCCCCAGGUAUCAAUGACUCUGGUAAACGUGUUGGUUGAUGGAGAGUUGUUGCCGCAGAUCUUUGUGAAGAUGUUGCAGAGGGAUAAGCCCAUCGAGAUGCAGCUCACAUCUGCCAAAUGUUUAACUUACAUGUGCAGAGCUGGAGCAAUUCGGACUGAUGACAGCUGCAUUGUACUGAAGACAUUGCCUUGUUUGGUUCGAAUGUGCAGUAAGGAAAGACUACUGGAGGAGAGGGUGGAGGGAGCGGAGACACUGGCCUAUCUGAUUGAGCCCGACGUAGAACUGCAGAGGAUCGCCAGCAUAACUGACCACCUCAUUGCCAUGCUGGCCGACUACUUCAAGUACCCCAGCUCCGUGAGUGCCAUCACCGACAUUAAACGGCUGGAUCACGACCUAAAGCACGCUCACGAGCUCCGCCAGGCGGCCUUCAAGCUCUACGCCUCCCUGGGCGCCAACGACGAGGACAUCCGGAAGAAGAUCAUUGAGACUGAAAAUAUGAUGGACCGAAUUGUGACUGGCUUGUCUGAGUCUAGUGUCAAGGUGCGCUUAGCUGCUGUCAGAUGUUUGCACAGUUUAUCCAGAUCUGUACAGCAACUUAGAACCAGUUUCCAGGAUCACGCGGUGUGGAAACCUUUAAUGAAGGUUUUACAGAAUGCACCAGAUGAAAUCCUAGUAGUAGCAUCUUCUAUGUUAUGUAAUCUUCUUCUCGAGUUUUCUCCAAGCAAAGAGCCAAUUCUAGAAUCGGGAGCUGUGGAACUACUUUGUGGAUUAACCCAGAGUGAAAAUCCUGCUUUACGAGUGAAUGGAAUUUGGGCCUUAAUGAAUAUGGCAUUUCAGGCUGAACAAAAAAUAAAAGCCGAUAUUUUACGAAGCUUGAGUACUGAACAGCUCUUCCGGUUAUUAUCAGAUUCAGAUUUGAAUGUGCUGAUGAAGACCCUGGGCCUUCUUCGGAAUCUCCUCUCCACUCGGCCCCACAUAGAUAAAAUAAUGAGUACUCACGGGAAGCAGAUCAUGCAGGCGGUCACUCUGAUACUGGAAGGAGAGCAUAGCAUUGAGGUGAAGGAGCAGACACUGUGCAUCUUAGCCAACAUAGCCGACGGGACAACAGCAAAAGAGCUCAUCAUGACCAAUGAUGACAUCCUGCAGAAAAUCAAGUAUUACAUGGGCCAUUCCCACGUCAAACUGCAGCUCGCCGCUAUGUUUUGUGUCUCAAACCUCAUAUGGAACGAAGAGGAAGGUUCACAGGAACGCCAGGAUAAAUUACGAGACAUGGGCAUCGUAGAUAUCCUCCAUAAACUGAGUCAGUCGCCAGACUCAAACCUUUGUGACAAGGCAAAGACCGCACUGCAGCAGUACCUGGCGUGAUUGGAGCUCCCCGGCCCGGCCUGGCCCGGCCCAGCCCGGCACCUGCCAGUGUCCCUUGGUCCUGGCCUAAGGAUGCACAGGACUAGCCUCAUUUGAUUCCUUCUAUUUGCACAAGUCACCUUGGACUGCAGGGAGCUGUUUUGCAAAAGCAAUUUAGUAGGCUUAGAUCUCAAAUUCAUCUUGAGAACUUUUUUUUUUUUUGAGGUAGUAUUUUCCUCAGAGGACUAUUAACAUUGUAUUUUGGUUUGGUUUGGUUUUUCUGAGCUACCUGGACUCUUUAUUAGAACAAUCAAUCAUUUUCCUUUGGACCUACAAUUUUUUGCCUAUGCUGCAGCCACUUUGUGGGUGGGAAUGAGUGUGCGUAUGUGUGUGCGUGUGCACAUGUGUGUGCGUGUGUGUGUACACAGGAGUCAACUGAAUGUAUGUGUGGGUGAGGGAUACCUCAGAUUUUUUUCUUUUCUUAUUUUGUGUGAAAAUCUCUUUUCUACAGAUUUUCCAGGGUUUAAGCAUUGCUUGCUGUAUAAAAGAAAAUAACAAAAAAAAACUUUACUGAAUUAUAUACAGUUUGAAUGAAAUGUUAUUUUAAAACAAAGCAAUUGUUUAGUGUUCCAUAAAGGUUAUGUUGAAUUUUGGUCAGAUGAAUAUUUGUAAGUAAAAAAAUAUAUACAUAUAUAUAUAUAUAUAUGCAUUUCUGAACCUCAACUUACAUAGAUUUUUCUUUAUA
Molecule: messenger RNA, 2700 nt
Organism: Dipodomys ordii (Ord's kangaroo rat)
Lineage: Eukaryota; Metazoa; Chordata; Mammalia; Rodentia; Heteromyidae
Gene: Armc8
Product: armadillo repeat containing 8
Exons: 21
Coding region: 81-1976 (631 amino acids)
Biological process (GO): proteasome-mediated ubiquitin-dependent protein catabolic process
Cellular component (GO): GID complex
Molecular function (GO): protein binding
Source: RefSeq, a predicted model, not a curated record